Messenger RNA from Clonostachys rhizophaga, 1140 nucleotides. NCBI's taxonomy places the organism in Eukaryota, Fungi, Ascomycota, Sordariomycetes, Hypocreales, Bionectriaceae. The record is from the annotation of a GenBank genome assembly.
AUGCCUUCUGCUGCUCGAGUUCUUGCUUCCGCCCUCGCUGGCGCUGUCGCCGUCUCUGCCCACGGCUAUGCCAAGGGUCUCACCGUCAACGGUGUCUACUAUGCCGGUUACGAUGUGACCUCCGCUCCUUACCAGGCCAACCCUCCUACUGUUAUUGGCUGGGGCACCUCCGCAACGGAUCUGGGAUUCGUUGCUCCUGAUGCUUUCAGCAGCGGCGAUAUUGUUUGCCACAGGGAUGGCACCAAUGCCAAGGGCCACGCCACCGUUGCUGCCGGUGAUAAAUUGUACAUUUCUUGGAACACAUGGCCCGAUAGCCACAAGGGCCCUGUUAUUGAUUAUCUCGCGAACUGUGGUGAUGCUGGUUGUGAGACUGUUGAAAAGACCAGCUUGAAGUUCUUCAAGAUCGCCGAGGCGGGUCUCAUUGAUGGGUCAAGCACUCCCGGAGUCUACGCUGCGGAUGAGCUUAUCGAUAACAACCUCGGAUGGAUGGUCGAGAUUCCUUCGGAUAUUGCCCCAGGAAACUACGUCCUCCGCCAUGAGAUCAUUGCUCUUCACUCCGGUGGCAACGCGAAUGGUGCCCAGAACUAUCCCCAGUGCUUCAACCUGAAGAUCACUGGUUCAGGUACCUCCAACCCUGAGGGUGUUCCUGCCACAGAGCUGUACACUGCCAACGACGCUGGUAUUCUGUUUAGCAUCUACGGCUCUGUGAGCAGCUACCCUAUCCCUGGCCCUGCUCUGAUUGCUGGUGCUUCUGCUAUUCAGCAGGCGUCCUCCGCUGCCACCGCAACCGGAACUGCCACACCUGCUGGCGGCGACAGCUCUAGCCCGACCUCCGCCGCUGGAUCUUCUUCCGCUGCUGCUCCUACCUCUGUCGCUGCUUCUACCUCUGCCGCUGCCGCUCCCACCUCUGCUGCCGCUACGUCUGCUGCUCCUACCUCUGCCGCCCAGACCACCGCACCAGCUUCCUCCUCUGCUGCCCAGGCCAGUGCUUCCUCAGGUGACUUCCUCACUCUCUCAACUGGUAGCGCCCCUGUUGCUAGCUCCACUGCUACCAGCACCGCUUCUCAGCCCGCCCAGACCACUAAGGCCCCUGUCUGCAAGAGCAAGCGCUCCAAGAAGCUCCGUCGCCACGUUCACUAA